GAGGAAAUCGUAAUUUUAACAAUAACUGAAACGACGUCUAAGGCUCGUCGGACAUGUAAAAUAUUACAAAGUCGACGAUAAAAAGUUACGUGACCACAAGUAGACAACAACUUGAGUAACACACGUCGCGUUGCACAGUGCUACACAGCAGACCUACAACAUCCGGGCUAGUCGGCUCACGCAGGAACGGAAUGGCGGCGGAGGCGGACCAUGGGCCUAUGGACCUGGCCACCGAGAUUUCAUCCCAUUUGAGAUCGUGAGAUACGGCCAUGAAGACGCUGGGCAGGAGAAGUCGUCUUUUUUGGAGUUGAAGGAGAGACUCUCCUCUUCCCCAGAAGAUGGCAACCCAGUCCCAGACUGCCAGCGAGCUACCCUUGGAGGAGCUGCUGGCUCUGUAUGGCUACACAGUGACUGACCCGGCCAAGCAGAGCUGUCAUGCCUCUGCCGCUCUGCCAGACAUGACUCUGGCCAAGAGUCAGAUCACCGAGGACAUAUUUGCUGCAGCGGGGAGAGUGGAGUCAUCAGCGAAUGAUCUCACGCCCUCGGUCACUUCCAGCACUUCAGAUUUGCUCCAACAGCUGCCUCCUGGAAAGAAAGACACAUCCGUCUGCUCAUCCGACGAUAUCUCCCUUCCCGCCAAUGAAGAACACAAGGAGAUCAUGGUUGGUUCCACGUACCAGGCAAAAAUCCCACCCCUCAGUCCUUAUAGCUACCAGGAACUAGGUAGGAACCACUUACAUAUGCCGUGCUCGCAAAUCUUUCUUUCUACAUCUCCGGCGUCCCUGUGUCCAGCGUACAACGGUGAAGACCAGUUGUUGUGGAGACCAGGUACUCUGCCGCUGCUGGAAGUGGAGCAUUUCUUGUUGAAUGUACAGGGCCCAAGUGGCCAAGAAGGGGCGGUCUGCAAGCAAACAUGUGCCGACAACGUACGAGACAACGAGCAGGCGCUGUAUGAGCUUCUGAAAUGCAACUUCAAUGCGGAGGAGGCACUGCGUCGACUACACUUUAAUGUGAAAGUGUUCACUGAAGAGCUGUGUGGCUGGAAUGAAGAGGAGUGUCGGAAUUUUGAGCUCGGCUACAAAGUUUAUGGGAAAAACUUCCACCUCAUUCAGGCUAAUAAGGUAAGGACCCGCUCUGUGGGGGAGUGUGUGGAGUACUACUACAUGUGGAAGAAGUCCGAGAGGCACGAGUACUUCACUCAACAAGCCACCAGGAUCACUCGCAAGAAGUACACCUUGCAGUCAGGGAACACGGAAGAGGGAGACCAAGACGGGUAUGCUGGCGAGAGGGAGGGAAACAAUAAUUCCCCUGCUUUGCUGUCUCGCAGUAGUCCCGCCGGCUCCGGAAAGCUGGCGUCUCCUUUACCUCGGCAGUCGAGCCUGCAACUGGACAAACAAGAGGAGGAAGGCCGCCCUCGGCGCAGACGGACCCCGCGCUUUCUCUUAAAGCCGUGACCUCAGUGCGGCCUGGCCUACAGAAAGCAGGCUGCAGCCUGCAGUUGGAGAACUGCAGACAUGCGGUGACAGCUCUCCUCAGAACCUGUUUACUCUGCCUGCCUCGUCGGAUCAGGGGGAGCGCUUCUCGGGCUGCGGCGCAGGUCCGGUCCAGCUUCAAGACUAUCAGCACCCAUCGGGCGUCUUCCAGUUCCACAUGCACGACAGUCCUUUUCUCCCCGAGGUCCGUGGCGCAGCAGGUGAUAUGACUGACUCCCCCGUCGCCUGCAGGUGGGACUUGACCUGCUGCAUGCCUCCUCUUCCCCACAUCAUGGCCUCCUCUUCUGCUUCUCCGCAUUUAACGCCCUCCGCUCUCUUCAGUGAAAGCAGUUGGGAACAUCCUAUUUGAAUAGCGAUGCAUUCUUAGACUGAUGAAAGCAAGCAGAACAAACGAAGACAAAAAAAAGACAUUUCCAGAAUACUCUCACGGCUCCUUUGAAGCCGGAAGAGUGACACACGCCCAGCACUGCUUGUUGCUGCUCUAUGUCCAUUCACACAAAGAUCACUUUAUUUCAACACGAACGUCCUCUCGCCGCUCCGUCAUCCACUCUCCAUUUGUCUUUUCUGUUCUUACAUAGAUAACAGAUACAUCUGUAGAUUCUUUUGAGAUUAUCAUCAGGUCGUGGUCCAGAACAAGGUGUUUUUUUUCCCCCACACCACUGAGUCAUACAUUAAUUCUGGGUGCUUGGUCAUUCCCGCUGAGUAUGUUGAGAAAGUGUCGGGAAAAGUCACAAAGGAGUGGGUGUGAUUGGAACAUUUUGUUUUCUUCUAAACAAAAACAUUCAUUUAUUGUUGUAUCAUCAAUUUACAGGCACACUUUAUUGUGGAUUGGAAAAUUAUGAAUUUGAUUACCGUAGUAUUUAACUUAAUAAACGGUUCUUGCCCAGAGAAUAUACCGCGGUAUAAACUACACAGAUCCAGAUUAUGCUCUCCCAGACAAUAAUCAGGGUUAAACCAUACAAGGCCAGGUUAUUGGUAUGAUGGAUGUUAUGAAUUUGACUGGCCCAGUUUAUGACCCGAGUUAAAAGAGAUGAUCUCAAUAUAUAACUCAGGGUAGAAAUGUUGCUGGCCCAGACUAUACCCAGGAUAGCAUUUUCCCAGGGUGAACAAGACUGUCUCAGAACAUACCCAUGGAUAAACUCAGACUAUCUCAUUCAUUCUCUGACACAAUAUCAAGUGUUAAAUUGCACUACCCUACUUUGUAGUUACGUUAAAUUUGGCUAGCCAAAUUUAUGGCUUGGACUGAACUAGAUUGGCUCAAUUUAUUACCCAGGAUAUAAAUAUAACUAGCCCAGACUACCGCCGGGGUUGAACUGAUCUGUCCCAGAACCUACACUAGGGAUUCAUCUAGUUCAGAAUAUAUCCCAAGGUGUAAAUUGGACCGGUCGAGAUUGUAUCCAUGGUUAAAAUUGACUGUGCAAGUAAAAGCCCUGAGUUGAACUGGAUUGUCACAGAAUAUAACCCAAGGUAUGAACAAAAGUAUCCCAGACUAUACGCAGGGUUUAAACAGAUUAUAGUGAUGUUACGAAUUUGGCUGGCAUCAUCAAUGAUAGAUUGAGGACAUUCAUUGUGGCUACCACACAUCUGGGAUUUUUGUUCCCUCCACUUUUGGUCAUUUGAUGAUUUGGUAUUAUGCUUUGCAAGAACAACUGACACUGAUUUUAGUGAUUUGUUCCUGUUUUAUCUGACCCCCACGUUCAUGUUUUAUUUUACUUUGUUGGUUGUUAGCAUGACCAAAUGUCAUCUUCUGUCUGUUUUUCUUCUAUUUAUUUGUUUUUCUACAUGUGCAUGUGUGAGCUCAUUCCUGUGACAGCAGCGAAACGAGCCAGAUAGAUGGUUGCAUUUACACAAAGGAGCUAACAGCCCAAUGUGAGCAAAACUGUUUCUUUUAAUUUCACCUGUUGUUUUGCAAUGUAUGUGUUGUACUGCUCGGGGUGUUUGUUAAUAAUUAUUAUAUUUUGUAAAAAAAAUAAAGACAAUAAUGA
Molecule: messenger RNA, 3478 nt
Organism: Hippocampus zosterae (dwarf seahorse)
Lineage: Eukaryota; Metazoa; Chordata; Actinopteri; Syngnathiformes; Syngnathidae
Gene: mier2
Product: mesoderm induction early response 1, family member 2
Exons: 12
Coding region: 339-1454 (371 amino acids)
Biological process (GO): negative regulation of transcription by RNA polymerase II
Cellular component (GO): nucleoplasm
Molecular function (GO): histone deacetylase binding; transcription corepressor activity
Source: RefSeq, a predicted model, not a curated record